This is a messenger RNA of Pteropus alecto (black flying fox), 1785 nucleotides long. RefSeq names its product X-box binding protein 1 (gene XBP1). The record is from RefSeq and is a predicted model, not a curated record. Gene Ontology annotation, cellular component: nucleus. Gene Ontology annotation, molecular function: RNA polymerase II transcription regulatory region sequence-specific DNA binding; DNA-binding transcription factor activity, RNA polymerase II-specific. Lineage: Eukaryota; Metazoa; Chordata; Mammalia; Chiroptera; Pteropodidae.
GCUCGGCGGCGGCGGUGCGCACUAGCGUAGAGACUCCGAAGCCAUGGUGGUGGUGGCACCCGCGCAGAGCCCGGCCGCCGGGGCCCCCAAAGUACUGCUUCUGUCCGGCAAGCCUGCCGCCGCCGCCGCUGCCGUCGGAGCCCCGGCCGGCCGGGCUCUGCCACUCAUGUUGCCGGGCCAGCAAGGGGCCAGCCCGGAGGCAGAGAGCGGGGAGCCACCCCAGGCGCGCAAGCGACAGCGCCUCACACACCUGAGCCCCGAGGAGAAGGCGCUGCGGAGGAAACUGAAAAACAGAGUAGCAGCUCAGACUGCCAGAGACCGAAAGAAAGCUCGAAUGAGUGAGCUGGAACAACAAGUAGUAGAUCUGGAAGAAGAGAACCAAAAACUUUUGCUAGAAAAUCAGCUUUUACGAGAGAAGACUCAUGGCCUUGUAGUUGAGAACCAGGAAUUAAGACAGCGCUUGGGGAUGGAUGCCCUGGUUACUGAAGAGGAGACAGAGACCAAGGAGAAUGGAGCGAGGCCGGUGGCCGGGUCUGCUGAGUCCGCAGCACUCAGACUACGUGCAUCUGCAGCAGGUGCAGGCCCAGUUGUCACCCCUCCAGAACAUCUCCCCAUGGAUUCUGACGGUGUUGACUCUUCAGACUCUGAGUCUGAUAUCCUGUUGGGCAUUCUGUUCAACUUGGAUCCAGUCAUGUUCCUCAAAUGUCCUUCCCCAGAGUCUACCAGUCUGGAGCAGCUGCCGGAGGUCUACCCAGAAGGACCCAGUUCCUUACCAGCCUCCCCUUCUCCAUCAUUGGGGACGUCAUCAGCCAAGCUGGAAGCCAUUAAUGAACUGAUUCGUUUUGACCAUGUAUAUACCAAACCUCUAGUCUUAGAGAUACCCUCUGAGACAGAGAGCCAAGCUAAUGUGGUAGUGAAAAUUGAGGAAGCACCUUUCAGCCCCUCAGAGAAAGAUCACCCUGAAUUCACUGUCUCAGUGAAGGAAGAACUUGUGGAAGAUGACUUCAUUCCAGAGCUGGGUAUCCCAGAUCUACUUUCAUCCAGCCACUGCCUGAAGCCAUCUUCUUGCCUACUGGAUGCUUAUAGUGACUGUAGAUAUGAGGGAUCCCCUUCCCCUUUCAGCGACAUGUCCUCUUUGCUUGGUGUAGACCAUUCUUGGGAGGACACUUUUGCCAAUGAAUCUGAUUAGUGUUUAAGGAAUGAUCCAAUACUGUCCUUCUCCUUGACUUUUACACUGCCUGGAAGAUAGCAAAGAAGCCUGUCUGUGCUUCAUUCAAAAAGCCAAAGUGGAGGGUGUAUAGUCCUAGAGGAUUCCUCUAAAGUAUUUGUUCAAACCUCACAGGUCACCUCAAGUAUUGUCUUUUGACAUUCAGCAGUCCAAGGUACUCAUAUAUUACUAUAAUCCAGAAUUCCAGCUUUUGAGGUACCUUUAUCUUAAGGGCAGUAAUUUGCCCUAAUACUUAUAUAAGGGACAUUGGACAAGGGUCUUAGAUGUGGAAUUUAUGAAUGGCCCUUUAUCAUUUCUCUUCCUCAGCAUCCCAGGCUUGCCUCCAAUUUUAGGUCUUUAGGUCCUUUAGUUUAUUUCUGCAAGCAGAGAGAAUACCUACCUGAGGGGGUCUUUUUCCCUCAUGUACAGUCAAUUAAAGAUCACGAAUCUUUUGUAUAAUUAUAGAAAUUUACUAUGUAAAUGCUUGAUGGAAUCUUUCCUUGCUAGUCAAACUCUUGGAAGGUGCUUUCUCCAUUUAUUUAAAACUACCGUGCAAUUAAAAAGUGCAAUGCAAUUUC